AUGCAAUCAGAGCCUUCCAUCUCUUCUCAUAAUAUCCUAACCGUUCGAUCAAAACCCUAUCUGACUUAUCUCUUCGACUCUCCCGAGUUCCCUCAAACUCUCACUCUCUCUGUCUCUCGAAACACAAACGGCGCUCGGGCCUCUCCCUCAUCAUACAUCGAUCAAUCCAGUCAUCCGGUCCUCGUCCAGUCGUCCAGUCGUCCUCGUCGUCGUCCAGUCGUCCAGUCGUCCUCGUCGCUCCUUCUGCUCAUCCAGAUCCAGUCGUCCAGUCGUCCUCGUCCAGUCGUCCUCGUCGCUCCUUCUGCUCAUCCAGAUCCAGUCGUCCAGUCGUCCUCGUCCAGUCGUCCAGUCGUCCUCGUCGCUUCUUCUGCUCAUCCAGAUCCAGUCGUCGUCCAGUCGUCCUCGUCCAGUCGUCCAGUCGUCCUCGUCGCUCCUUCUGCUCAUCCAGAUCCAGUCGUCCAGUCGUCCUCGUCCAGUCGUCCUCGUCGCUCCUUCUGCUCAUCCAGAUCCAGUCGUCCUCGGCUCGAUUUUGUCAUUGUAGUUCCCUUGAUCAGUGGUUACAAGAAUAACAGAGGAGCUAUACUUCCAUUUUGUUUUUCUUUGUUUACUGGAGUUCCACUUGGUUAUAUUGGCUGUAGUGUUGGUUUUAUUGCAGGAGGGACUGGUCAGAUUGUCAGAGGAAUCUUCAUGUGUAGCAAUGCAUAUACUAAUCAGGAAAUCUUGACCUACUUUCGUGGAUCUGAGUCGCAGAAUUUGUAG
Molecule: messenger RNA, 759 nt
Organism: Rosa chinensis
Lineage: Eukaryota; Viridiplantae; Streptophyta; Magnoliopsida; Rosales; Rosaceae
Exons: 4
Coding region: 1-759 (252 amino acids)
Source: RefSeq, a predicted model, not a curated record